Aspergillus ochraceoroseus IBT 24754 is the source of this 424-nucleotide messenger RNA. RefSeq lists its product as uncharacterized. The record is from RefSeq and is a predicted model, not a curated record. The coding region runs from base 148 to 369 and encodes 73 amino acids. NCBI's taxonomy places the organism in Eukaryota, Fungi, Ascomycota, Eurotiomycetes, Eurotiales, Aspergillaceae. The transcript is spliced from 2 exons.
CGCCGCCUGGGGUCACUUCUACCUCCCAGGAAGGGAUAAAAAGUCCCCGCUUUUCAAAUGGUGACUUACCACGGGCAGUAACACAAUGGAGAGGAGCGCAAUCCGGGGGUGCAUGUUUAAGAACAGGGAAAUCGGGACCUAGGGGAGAUGAUUGAGUUUUCUUUUCUGAACUAUGAGCUUGGGAAGAAUGCCCAUGGAUCGAUCACUUACCUUGCGCCUUUUAUAUUGUUUGAAUGGGCAAGUUUGGCCCCCUCGGGUUGGAUAUCAUUUCUAUUCAUGGAGGCAUCGAGAAGGAUUAGGGUAGGGUUAGUCCUACAAUUUCAGCCCCAGGGUCUCAUAGCCCCCAUUUGUUGGUUUCCACUGGUAUAAUGAUGAACGACGCCGCAAAUCGUGCCACGACAUAACAUCACAGGGCACCUGGGUU